AUAUAGCUCGGUAUGCCUGUGACAGAAACGGUAAAUAAUCGAAUAUUUAUGAAUAAUUAAAAAAAAAAGUUGUUCAGACAAAUUUUAUAUUGAGAAAUUUUAGCGCAAGUCGGAAAGCUGCAUAGUCGCCCCUCCUCCUCUUCGUCGUCCUCGUCUUCCACAUCCAUCUCUCCUGCGUCUUCUCAGAGCCCGAUAAUGGUCGGGGCGAAGCGAGGGGCGGCGCUAAUGGUGGCGCUCUUGAUCGCGGCCACCAUCCUCGCCGCGACCCCGCCCUGCUCCGCGGCGGCGCCGGCGAAGAAGAAGAAGACGAAGGCUCCGACGCCGCAGCGGGAGAGCGGCGCCCGCGGUGGUCCCUCCUCCGCCGUGUUCCCCCUCUAUGGCGACGUCUAUCCCCGCGGUCUCUUCUACGUUUCGAUUAACAUCGGGGAUCCGCCGAAACCGUACUUCUUGGACGUGGACACCGGAAGCCACCUCACCUGGCUCCAGUGCGACGCCCCCUGCGUGAGCUGCUCCCCGGGGCCGCAUCCGCUCUACAAGCCGGCGAAGACGAAGCUGGUGCCCUGUGGCGACCCCCUCUGCGCCGCCCUCCAGGCCGCCGCCACGGUGGCCGGCGGCGGCGGCUGCGGCGGCGGCUCGGCGGAGCAGUGCGACUACGAGAUCGAGUACGCCGACCAUGGCUCCUCGCUCGGCGUGCUCGUCUCCGACGCCUUCUCCCUCCGCCUCGCCAACACCUCCCUCGCCCGCCCCAACCUCGUCUUCGGGUGUGGGUACGACCAGCAGUCGGUGAGUUCGAAUUCGCCGGCACCAACAGACGGCGUGCUGGGGCUUGGGAAUGGAAAGACGAGCUUGCCUACUCAGCUGAAGGAGAAAGGCAUCACUCGCAGCGUGGUGGGCCACUGCCUCAGCAGCAAUGGGGGUGGCUUCCUCUUCUUCGGGGACGAUCUUGUGCCCUACUCUCAUGCCUCGUGGACUCCCAUGUCUCGCAGCACAUACCGGAAAUAUUAUUCUCCAGGGUCUGCAAAUCUUUUGUACGAUGCUCGAUCCCUCGGGGUGAAGCAAAUGGAGGCGGUCUUUGAUAGUGGCAGCUCCUACACCUACUUUGGACUUCAGCCAUACCAAGCUCUCAUCUCCAAGCUCAAGAAUGAUCUAAGCAAGACGCCGUUGAAAGAAGCAACCAACGACCACACACUACCGUUGUGCUGGAAAGGCGCGAAGCCCUUCAAAUCUGUGCAAGACGUCAAGAAGUACUUCAAGACGUUGGCUCUGAGCUUUGUUAACACGAAGAAAGCCGUGCUGGAGAUACCCCCGGAAAACUACUUGAUUAUCAACAAAUAUGGGAACGCUUGCUUGGCCAUUCUCAAUGGAGCAGAAGUAGGGCUGAAGGAUCUCAAUGUCAUUGGAGAUAUAUCGAUGCAGGACCUCAUGGUGGUUUACGACAACGAGAAGGGCCAGAUCGGAUGGAUCCGUGCAGACUGCGAUAGGCUUCCCAAUGCAGAUGAUUAUCGUGGCUUUGAGAGGGGUUUCUGCCAGCCUCAGUUCACCGACAUGGGUAUUCUAACAGAUUUCUGCCCUGCUUAUGUUCACUGAAAUGCGGCUCGAUUAAGGGCAGGAUUUUGUAUCAUCUAUGAAUAUUAUGUAUGCAAAAAUACAUUGUUUUAAGAAAUUACAUAGAAACCUAGUCCAUC
Ananas comosus (pineapple) is the source of this 1685-nucleotide messenger RNA. RefSeq names its product aspartic proteinase Asp1-like. Bases 196 to 1587 code for a protein of 463 amino acids. The transcript has 9 exons. Gene Ontology annotation, molecular function: aspartic-type endopeptidase activity. The record is from RefSeq and is a predicted model, not a curated record. Lineage: Eukaryota; Viridiplantae; Streptophyta; Magnoliopsida; Poales; Bromeliaceae. Gene Ontology annotation, biological process: proteolysis.